This is a messenger RNA of Penaeus vannamei (Pacific white shrimp), 2586 nucleotides long. NCBI's taxonomy places the organism in Eukaryota, Metazoa, Arthropoda, Malacostraca, Decapoda, Penaeidae. The record is from RefSeq and is a predicted model, not a curated record.
AUGUGUGAUACUCGAGGACGGCUGCCGGCGGCAUGCGAUCGCGGAAGGUUGCGCGCCCGCCCCUUCACACGCCGGCUUUGGGCGGAUGAGACGGCCCGGUUUUACUACUCCGAAACCACCGCCAUCACAGUGAUGCUGCGGGUGUUCAACGUCAGCGAGAAGAACGAGGAAGAACGAGGCAGCUUCCAGCCGCAGGACAACGUCAUGCUGCGCCUCUCCUAUCGCUUCUUACAGAAGGAGAAAGCGGUUCUGCGAUACGGCCCGUCUUACAAACUCAGUUACCGUGGCGAAGAUAUAACGCGCUCAUUUUGUGAUAAGUCCUUCGUCAACUGCGAUAAAAAGAACUGCAAGAUCCAGUCCCCCAACUUCCCAGGGAUAUACCCACGGAACCUCACAUGCUAUUAUUACAUCCGGCAGACUCACAUACCGGACGGAAAGAUCGCCCUCGUGCGGGUCCUCCAGCGAAAUCCUCACCUCAUUUACAUUAAGGACCGGAAUGCGCCGCACUUGUCCCGGGAGAGGCAGCUGGAGGUGGGGAAAUCCUGCCACACCCUCCACGAUUACCUGGUAGUGUUCGACGGAAAUAAGACAACAGCGCCUGUCCUGUCCACUUUCUGCAAAGGGGGCGCUGCGCUGACCGGCUUGACCUCCAGUGGGCCAGACAUGCUCUUGCUCUUUCACGCCUCGCCCUACGACUUUCCUUUCCAGGACUCUCCCCGCAGACGCACUUACGGCUUUGAAUUAGACGUUGAAGUAAAGUUUGUUGAUCGUGAAUCGACGGCCUACGUGCCUCGGGGUUCCAAGUGCGAGUACGUAAUAAGCAGUCAAGGUCAACGGAGUGGGUAUGUGCAGACUGUAGAGCAUUCCCUCUUAGCAAACACUACCUGCAUUUGGCAGCUUAAAGCGGGUAGCUCUGAAAUCGUAUGGUUAUACUUCCUGCACUACCGCCAUGUUCUGCACCCGGAGAUGCCUCGCCCAGCCAAAUGCCCGAACACAUUUCAAAUCCAUGAUGGACUUACCACCGGAACAGGCGAGGAAAAUUCAACAACGUUACUUGGCAAGUUCUGUAAACUAGAGAAAAUUCCACGUGUGUGCAGUGGCGUCCACGCCCCCAGCCCGCACUCGGCUUCCUGCUCACCUCAAGACAGUUAUGUGUCGACCCAGCCCGCCAUGACGCUGCUAUUAAGAUACGCUGCCGGCACUGCGCCUUCGCACGUCGAAUUUCUGGCAAGAUACGAGUUUGUUGAUACACGGCAGUGGGGGGAACCCACGCCUUGGGGAGGCCUGUGUGACCGCACCUUCAGAGUACGACCUGACCGUCUUUUUGCCUCUCCCAGAGAUGUGUUUAUGUUUGGUCGAGGUGGAGCUAAAAGACUCUUGUGUGAGUACACUUUCCAUGUGCCAUCACACCAGCGUAUUUCCCUACGCAUCUUAAGGUCGAAAAUGGGCUCGAACUGCACCACUGUGUAUCGCCAUGCUUCCCGACGUCAUGAAUGCUCUCACGGAGGUCAGCCGGGCGAGCCAGCCAUAAGGAUUACAGAGGAACCUUGGUCUUACGUGCCUGUAGAAAGGGCGUGCCUUUGCAACGUAUCCAACGGCCAGUCCUUCAACAUCAUUUCUUAUACAAACCGCAUCCGGCUGACAUUCAGCAUCUCGAACAUGACUCCAAAUGAGGAUUAUAACGAUUAUUUUUUUGAAGGGGAAUAUAACGUGCUAGAUGCGCCUCUGGAGGUCAUUGAGGGCUGCAACGAGACUGUUCGCCACCUGAACGGUCGUUAUGGGAAUUUCACAGUUGGUGCUGGGCGAGGAGACCUCUGUGCGGGGCUUCCGCGUCUGAUCAGCGCUACCGAUUCGUCUUUUCUUUUCCUGAGGGUGCGAGGCUUCACUGCUACAGACACUAACUGUGAAGUGGCUUCGAGGAUUAACGUUUUUGCAGCAGGAGGAAUCACACCUCUGGCCUCUAUCUGCCCCGAGCGUCGCGACGUUUUCACGCACAUCUUCAGCAGUGGGUGGGAAGACUACGAGUUUCGAUUCCAGUACGAGGAUGAAGACGAAUUCAUGUGGCAGAACGAGAGCAUUUCCACGAGCAGUUUACCGCCAACCACCACGGAAGAGUACGAUUUCAUAGAGCCUGUGAAACGUCCAGAAUCUCGAGACUUAUUUGUGGAAUAUAUUGGAAACUACUCCGGCCGCUUCCUAAUAUCCUGGGUUGGAAUCUGGAGGCCUUUGAGAAAACCCAGCGUCCCAACAGCCAAGGACGACCCUUGUCCCCAUCGCUGUCCAGACAUUAGUGCUUGUCUGCCAAAGGAAUUGUGGUGCGACGGAACGCCGCACUGUCCCUCCGGACUGGACGAGGGGGCUGCAGCUUGCGGUCUCUUGGCUGCGCUCCCUUGGGUCUACUUGGCAGCAGCUAGUGUCUUGUUGCUAUCGCUAGUCUCACUCUUUAUUGCAGUGAUUGUUCAUCGCAUACAAACACACAUGCAGAAGUCAGUGGUGGCUGCAGCGACGGCAGCAGUCAACAAUGGACACGGCCUGAAGAGCAACACCCAGGACCUCCUCAUACCCCCGGAGAAAGACAGCUGGUGA